GUCAUGGAGGCGAUCUGGCUGUAUCAGUUCCGGCUGAUCGUCAUCGGGGACUCCACGGUGGGCAAGUCGUGUCUCAUCCGCCGGUUCACGGAGGGCCGCUUCGCCCAGGUGUCCGACCCCACGGUGGGCGUGGACUUCUUCUCCCGGCUGGUGGAGAUCGAGCCGGGCAAGAGGAUCAAGCUGCAGAUCUGGGACACCGCGGGGCAGGAGCGCUUCAGGUCCAUCACCAGGGCUUACUACCGCAACUCCGUGGGCGGGCUCCUCCUCUUCGACAUCACCAACCGCCGCUCCUUCCAGAACGUCCACGACUGGCUGGAGGAGGCUCGCAGUCACGUCCAGCCCCACAGCAUCGUCUUCCUAUUGGUGGGCCACAAGUGUGACCUGGAGGCGCAGCGCCAGGUAACCCGCCAGGAAGCAGAGAAGCUCGCGGGGGCUUACGGGAUGCGCUACGUGGAGACGUCGGCCCGCGACGCCAUCAACGUGGAGCACGCCUUCACCGAGCUGACCAGAGACAUCUUCGCUCUGGUGCGGUCCGGCGACAUCACCAUCCAGGAGGGUUGGGAAGGCGUGAAGAGCGGGUUCGUCCCCAACGUCGUUCACUCUUCGGAGGAAGUGACCAAGAGUGACCGCCGCUGUCUGUGUUGAUCUGGGAAGAGUUUUGGGACUGAAGGUGUAAAAAAAAAAAAAAAAAAAAAAAGGGGGGGAGGAAAGUGAUCCAGGAAAGGAUUCAGAGGAGAGGAGCUGACGGACUGCUGGAGUCAGCCCUCUGAUUGAAACUGCUGGAGGCCCUCUGUUGUUCUUUGAAGGGUAUGUUGGGAAGACUUUCAAUGAAGGAAGAAGAUGUGCAAGAGCUCUCAAGAGACCUUGAGAGCUGAAGGGUUGUGCCCAUUUCUGUAUACGUUGUAUUUCUUGGAGAGGAAGAACCACAGAUGCUCAUCUACUGGCGAGGGCUCCCAUGAUUCAAUUCCUUUAGUUUUGGGCUUCCGGCUUAGAAAUCUCUUCCUCAACGUCUUAGAAAAGGCCCUAGAAAGAGGAUCCAUUUUGGUUUCUUGCCAAUCAUUUUGGGUUGCCAAAAAACAAUGAAACUCGAGACUAAUCCGUCUUUCUCCCAUCUUCUUCACCUCGCCUCCCACUACUUCUUAAUAUUCUCCUCUCCUCCAAUAUGCAAUUACAUGAUCACAUACCAAACGAUCACUUUUUACGUUGGCGUCCAACAUCUUCCGAGCACAUACCAUUCGAAUAAAGUUCAGUCGGGCAUCCUCGAUAACAAGAGUCGGGAUUCUCUUGUGCUGACAUCACACUAUGAGAGGUCAAUGGAGGAGUCAUGGAGGUCCUACGUUUAAUGAGGGAAGAUUUCAAUGAAAUUGACAACAUGGUUAAAUCCUGUAUCAUUCUGCCACACUAUAACAAAACAUCGUCACUCAUUUAGUUCCUAAUAGACUCUUUAAUUGAGCAGGAAGAGACAACGUGUACAGCUUAACUGGCCGAGGUGGACUUGUUGGACUAGCUUAACAACACCUCACUGUCUGCUUUUAACUGAGGGUUUGUUAAGGUGGACUAACAGGAGGGUUGGAGCCAGAAAGCACCUCAACAGCCAAGUCCACCUUAAACGCAGAGCCUCAUUUGGGACCUUAAAAGAUAAACACAGUGGAGGUUCUUGAAAGCAAAGCAAACAUAGAGGGACCAGACCACCACAGACUCCAUAAACGAACAAUUAUUAUUAUCCACAAUGCACGGACGAUAUACUCAUGCAAAAAAAAUCAAACCAACCCAACCCAAAUACAGCCAUGGCGACACAGAGAUUACAUUUUGUCCUGAGCAAGUGGUUUACAUGCCUUUUUUAAAUUUGGGUGCGCAAUAUCUCAUCAAACCUUUAUUUUAAUUGUAAUAUACUGCAGUGCUACAGGUCGAUGUACUCGCCAUACUUACUUACACUUUGAAACUACACGUUUUGUAGCUUCCUGAUACCAAACAAAGCCAGCUCUAACUAAGACGCAACGAAAUAUUAUUGGCAAGGCAGUAUUGGAUGCAUUCUCGUCUGUCUUGGAGAGACAUACACUCAGUUGUUGGGGCACUAGGUCCACCUAGAUAAAAGCCAUGUUCAGUUUUUGUUGAAACUGGUCUAAAACUACAACUGUAUGAUCAUUUUGGAAGAUGUAUUUUGUGGUGCGGUUGAGUUGUAUUUCAUCAUACAGUGGGGUGUUUCUGUCUCUACACUCUUAGAAAGAGAGAAAUUAGAGAGGACGCCUUUCUUGAAGAAUAAGGGUUCAAUUAAGAACCCUUUUUUAAAGAAAAAGUUCAAUCCAGCCCCCCCUAUGAACCAUGAUUGUUGUGGGUUGCGCUGCAUCGCAUCAACCGCGGCCCUUUUCAGUUCUGGGUGAAGCUCUUCGAUUCUUCGAGCUCUUGGUAGAACCCCCUGAGAACUCUUUAGAUGUACCCCUUCCUGCUAGAAUUCCCUUGGUGGAUUCUAGAUA
Cyclopterus lumpus (lumpfish) is the source of this 2474-nucleotide messenger RNA. RefSeq names its product RAB39B, member RAS oncogene family b (gene rab39bb). NCBI's taxonomy places the organism in Eukaryota, Metazoa, Chordata, Actinopteri, Perciformes, Cyclopteridae. Gene Ontology annotation, molecular function: GTPase activity; GTP binding. Gene Ontology annotation, cellular component: Golgi membrane. Gene Ontology annotation, biological process: Rab protein signal transduction. The transcript has 3 exons. The record is from RefSeq and is a predicted model, not a curated record. Bases 4 to 645 code for a protein of 213 amino acids.